Messenger RNA from Kuraishia capsulata CBS 1993, 804 nucleotides. RefSeq lists its product as uncharacterized. NCBI's taxonomy places the organism in Eukaryota, Fungi, Ascomycota, Pichiomycetes, Pichiales, Pichiaceae. The transcript has a single exon. Bases 1 to 804 code for a protein of 267 amino acids. The record is from RefSeq and is a predicted model, not a curated record.
AUGACAAACAACGCUACAGUCUCCAAUGUUUUGGGUACCAUAGGCACUGUUCUAUGGUGCAUCCAGUUAUCGCCGCAAAUCUACACUAACUGGAAGAGGAAAGAUACCACCGGUUUGCCUCCGAUUUUUAUGUUUCUAUGGGCCGCCUCGGGUAUCCCGUUCUCAAUAUACUUCACCAUGAAAAAUUCAUACAUACCUAUGCAAGUGCAGCCGCAAAUGUUCACGUUGCUGUGUACGAUUACGUGGGCCCAGUGUCUGUACUAUCCUCCUUGCAGUUGCCCCAGGAAGAGGGUUAUGAUAUAUGUGGGUAGUUUCUUGCUGAUUUCUUUGGGAAUGGAGUUUGGAUUCAUAUUUUGGUUGAAACCUGUUUAUCGUCAUGGAACGCAUUGGCCCUCACUGGUUUUUGGAAUUUUGGCCUCCAUAGUGCUGGCUGCUGGGUUGCUCCCACCUUAUUUCGAGCUUGCAAAGAGAAAGGGCCGAGUGGUUGGGAUAAACUUCUUUUUUCUAUCAAUGGAUUGCUCUGGCGCGGUUUUCUCCAUGUGCAGUGUUUUGGUGGGAACAAUUGAUGUCAUGGGAAUGGUACUGUAUGCCGUCAUCAUAGUCAUGGAGGUGGGCAUAUUCAUUAGUCAUUCAAUUUGGUAUGUACGAUUUAGAGUCCUCAAAAAGGGAGAGGACAUAGAAGGAGAUCCAGAAACGGGUGCUAUAGACAAAAUUUCAUCAGAUAUUACGGGGAACUUGGUCACUGCCAAUUCCAAUGAGACUAAGCAAUCACCCGUUGAACGGAAGGGCUUCGAGUCAUUAUGA